AUUCGGUUCAAAUUCUACAUACUACGAUUCAGUUUGGGUCAGGUCCGUUUCCGGUCGAGUCAAUUUCGGAAUUCGGAUCAUUUAGUUUCCCACACUCUCUUCUCUCUCCUGACUCCUCUGCAUCUCCCGUUCGUCUACAGUCUACACUUUACCAUCUCCGAUUCACUGUGUUCAGGAGCCAAGAAUGAGGAGCACAAAGAGGAAAUCCGCAUGGGUCGACAACUUGUCGGAGGUCAAGUAUUUGCCAUCAGAAUUGUGGCCUGAUAUAUUACACAAGUUGCCGGUGAAAACCCUACUCAAAUUCAGGUGUGUCUGUAAAUCAUGGUGCUCAAUUAUCGAUUCCUCUAAUUUCAUUUCUAUGCAUUUCAAGCUUUAUUACAACAAUUAUGCGCGAAACCAUGUAUUAUCCAGGGAAUGGCACCCACGCGUGGGAUCCAAAUUCAGUAUUCAUCGCACCGACACAUUUUGCAAAAUUGAUUACCUUUUCAAAAUUCCUCAAUCAUAUUUACUUGGUGGAAGCUGUAAUGGGUUGAUUUUGAUGGAGAAUCGAGAGAAACCGAAUGAGAUGAUACUGUGGAACCCUUCUAUUAGAAAAUCCUUGAUUCUCCCCCCUUGUCCCGUCUUAGGUCACAAACUUUAUUGUCUAGGAUUUACCCCUUCUAACAAUGAUUAUAAGGUGUUUGUGUUUUGUGGUAAAGAAGUUGGUAAAAUGAUGUUAACUGCAGUCUAUUCACUCAAUAAUCAACUUUGGAGGGUUCAAACACCCAAUCCAGGGAUUGCCCAGAAUUUGGGUUUAAGUCGUAAAUCAUGGUCUGGACAUGGGAAUGGGUAUGUGAUCUGUGGAGGGGCAAUGUACUGGAUUGUAAGUGAUCCACACAAAACUGACAGUCAAGUUUGUUUCAAGCUAGGGACUCAUCUCGUUUCCUUUGACUUUGAAGUUGAAGAAUUUAGCUUUAAGCAAUUAUCUGAUGCUAUGAAAGAUAGUAUUGUCAUGUUUGUUUUCCUCUUUGGCGAGUCAGUAGGAGUUUUCACAAUGUCCUUUGAAAGUAACUGCAUAUGGGUUUUGGAAAAAGAUGGUGGAGAGGAUCCAUGGAGGUUGUGGUUUUCAGGGAAACCGGAUGUGAAUGCUUCCAAGCUGCUUGAACCUUACAGUUCUGCAUUUUCAAAGAUUAUCUAUGUUCAAAAGAGCAAAACAUUUUUGAUUAAUACCACUGGAUUUACGGUAUCAUACAACAUUGCAAGUCACAAAAUACAACGUUUGGGAAAAUCUUUUCGUGGUCAAGCAUCUUUAGAUACUUAUGUGGAGAGCUUGGUGUUGCAUAAAGGAUUUCCAGGGCAGACUUUGACAUCCUUCCCCUAACAAGCAUGAGUUGUGGACAAUGGCUCUUUCUUUAAAGAUCUAAGUAGCAAUGAGAGCAUCACAAGGAACUGCCUUUUUAUCCAGUUGGAAUUGAAGCUGGAAUUGAGAUGAUCUCCUUGAUUGUAGUAAGUGAUUGAUUACAAUCAAUCAAUCACAAUAUUUUAUAUUUGUAUAGAUAUUAAUCUAUUAUUAUAGGAUAUCUUCUUAUUAGGAAAUUAUUGACUUCGUAAUAUUCUUAGACUUGUAUAAAUACCCCAACAUUAACGUUAAUAAAAUCAAGCUUUCUCAUACUCUAUCACAAACAACUAAAGCCCACUGCACUUCUUAGAUUUUUUAAAUUUGUAUUGAAAUGUAUUUCUGUCAAUGCGAAUAGUACCUAUGCUAUUAUCCUAUAUAUAUGAUCACACUUACCCACAAUACUAACCAUAAAACACAAAUUAAAUUACAGCAUGAAGCUGACAUAAAUUCAAUAAUGUUAGAAGUGACUGAUCAUAAAUCGUAAUGGUAUCAUAAAUCGUAAUUGCCGGAGGACAGCUAUAUACCGACGGAGUUGUUAGUGGAGGUGUUGGCAAGGUUACCGGUGAAAAUCCUACUCAAAUUCAGGUGUGUCUGUAAAUCUUGGUGUCAGAUUAUCGAUUCCUCUGAUUUCAUUUCUAUGCAUCUAAAACUUUUCAACCACCAAAGUUCUGAAAACACUCGUGUAUUAGGCAUAGAAAAGUCUUGCCACCAUACUCAAUUCACAAUUCGUCGAAGUGACUCAUCUUGGAAAACUGCGGAUCUUGGUAGAAUUUUUAAUUUAUCCUACUUAACCUAUGGAAACUGUAAUGGGUUGAUGUUGAUGAUGAAUUUUUUUACGGAGGAGAUGAUAUUGUGGAACCCCUUUACUAGAAAGUCGUUGAUUCUCCCCCCUUGUCCUUUAGGAUCUGUUGAUAAUAUGUUAGGAUUUGCCCCAUCUAAUAAUGAGUAUAAGGUAAUUGCCUGUAGGUUUAAGUAUAUUAACGGUGUUAGGUCUUCAGAGGUGGGAAUUGCUUCUUUUUUGCUCAAUGAUAACCAAUGGAAGAUCAAACCUAAAUGGACAAAUGUCUGGAGUUGGGAUUCAUUAAAAUAUGGACCACGACGCGUUUUCUGUGGAGGGAUUUUGUACUGGAUUGGACAUGAUCCACGAUUAAGCCAAAAGACUCAUCAUCUUCUCUAUGUGAACUUUGAAGUUGAAAAAUUCAGCGUUAUGCAAUUGCCGGAGGCAGCGAAAGAAAGUAUUGUGAAGUUUCUUUUCGUCCUUGGUGAGUCAUUAGCAAUUUUCGCUAUGUCCUGUGAAAGUAGUUGUAUAUGGGUUUUGGAAAAGGAUGUUGGUGAGGAUCCUUGGAGGCUUUGGUUUUUAGGUGAUCCGGAUUUAAAUGCUUGUGAACUAUUCAAAUCUGUCACUACUGGAUAUCCAUUUUCAAAGAUUUUGUAUGUUCAGAAGAGCAAUGCAUUCUUGAUGGUUGAAGAGAUUGAGAGAGAUGGGACAAUAAAGUAUCAACCGAUAUCUUAUAACAUUAGAAGUCACAAACUACAAGUGUUGAAAAAACCUAUUCGCAAUGAGAUAUAUUUAGAUACUUGUGUGGAGAGCUUGGUGUUGCACAAAGGAUUUGAAGGGCAGACUUCGAUAUCCUUCCCCUAACAAGCAUGAAUUGUGGAAAUGACUCUUCCUGAAAGAUCACAGCGCGCACUUUGGAGGCAGAACUCGCUGCAAUUUAUGAAGCCCUAAAAUGGGCCUCAAGAGGGUGUUUGUUGCAUAUUGCAAAUGUAUUAUGGACCUCCUUCGUAAUUACUUCGUAUCUGAAUGCAGGGCCUGCUACGGAAAAAACCGGGUAUUAAAGUCUCGUUUGAAGGGAGGGCAGCUAACAAAGUAGUCUUCGUAGUUUUGUAAUUUCAUCAGGAAACUGUAGUCACUCCCCCCUUCUGUAUAAAUGAAGUUUUAAUUGAUUUCGCAAAUGAUCCUCAGGAUCUGUUGUGUAUGAAUGUGCAUGGGACAAGACCAUUUAAGUUAAUUUAUGAUUUCCUUUGAACCA
Spinacia oleracea (spinach) is the source of this 3411-nucleotide messenger RNA. RefSeq names its product F-box/kelch-repeat protein At3g23880. The record is from RefSeq and is a predicted model, not a curated record. Lineage: Eukaryota; Viridiplantae; Streptophyta; Magnoliopsida; Caryophyllales; Amaranthaceae. Gene Ontology annotation, molecular function: protein binding. Bases 2016 to 3020 code for a protein of 334 amino acids. The transcript is spliced from 3 exons.